GGCAUUCUGACCGAAGGAAGCCUGCCUGCAGCUCAGGAACUGGAUCAUGGUGGCGUGUCGCCAGGUCCCGCUGCGCCGGGGCUGCCAGGGGUGAGUCCUGCGGGGUGGUGUGGGCACAGCACGGUGUGGGAGCAGCAAGGCAGCACAGUGUGCUUGUCAGCCGGAUCCCACAGCUCAGGCAUGCGGCUGCUGACUGUCCGCUGGGGUAAUUUAAACACAGCCUUCCUAGCAUGGUGUAGGACACUGAAGCUCAAUGCUCGGUGCUUCAGUGCUCAGUAGCUGUGCCACAACUGAAGUGUCGAUCUCUAUUGAUUGCUUCAGGAAUCAAAGAUUCAGUGCUUGUUUAUCUAAGGGCAGGACAUCACUCAGCUCACAUGCUGCCUGUAAAGCACGACAGUUUCUGGGUUGCUGGUUAACAGUCGCUGGCAGUGUUAGCUGCUUUGGAUUGGGCUCUCUAGCUUGUUCUCAGUGGAAAACUGUGCAAAAAAAAACCCCAAAAGGGCACAGAUGACUGAAAUUUACUGGAACCUUUUAUUUGGGAAGAAGCUGAUGUAUUUCAGAUGGGUCUUCAAAGUGCUCUGAUUGUACCCAGAAGGCAAACAGGAGCACGUCAUCGAGUUUCAAAGCUUUGGAAGAUGUUUGGGGAAAGGAAGUGUGAUACUUGGUGCAUUUUGAGUACUGAUGACAGGCUCAGGUUUCUUGUGACUUUAACCUGGCCAGGUUACUUUCUUUUUUUCUCCAUUGCAGCCCUGUUGAAGCACAAACUAACCUGGCCUCAGCCACCUGCACAGUGCUGACAGAGUUGAGAGGUGAGCAAGGCGGUCAGGAGCUGCUGGAGAGGGUUGCUUUGCAACCUCCUGCUGCUCCUGCGCUGCUCACUGAAGCCUUCCAGGCAUAGGCUUUCCUUUCUCAUGUGCAGUCCUGCCAAGACAGGGCAUUGGCAGGAGUGCUCCGUGGCCUGGGCUUUGCUACUUACCUGGUAUGCCAUAGAGUUCCUCUGUGUGAAUUGUGUGUGAUGGGGGAAUUCCUUAUUCCCUUCACUGGGUUGUCUAGGUUUGUAGAGAGCUCUGGGCCUGACCAGUGCUGUUUACAAGUUUUAUUGUGCAUUUCUUGUGGGAGCCCUUUGCCAUUUCCAGUGGCUCCCAGGAUCGUGAAGGAACUGGAGCCCUUCUAUCUAUUGGAUUUUUGUUCUUUAAGUGAGAAUAAGGGAAAAAUCACAACUAUGCAGCACUGUAGUUUUAGGGCCAGUGUUGAGGCUCACUGUGUAUAAGGGCCAGGUAUGAGAGCUCUGCUCGUGUCCAUUCCAGCCAAGCCAGCAGCGAUGUGCAAGCACUCAACCAGCACCAACCAGGGCCAGGCACUGCCAAACUUUGUCUGCAGCCUCAUGUGCAAGGGAAAUGGUGUGGAAGGUGGAUGCUUCCUAAAAUGGAAGUAUGGCUUUUGUGACAUGGAAACAGCAUUGAACGUUGGCCUCUGUUCUAACUCAAUUGUAGUGUUUUGGGGAAAAUGAGAUGCUUUGUUCCGCCAGAGCAGUCACUUGUGAUCCUGUUACAGCCACAUUUGAAAGUUACUGCUUUAGGUUUUAGUGUCAAGUAUUGCAAAGAGCCAGUCUGUCCCAAGGGCUCAUUAACCUUGUGGAAGAGAAGAACAUUUACUGCAAAAGUAUUUCCUUUUCUGAACUGUAUUUGCAGAAAGGAGUGGCAGUGUUCAAACAGCUGUGCUUCUGUCACACUGCUGGAUGUGCCCUCUCAGCUCCGCUGUAAAAUGAAGCACUGGUAAAAGCAGCAGCAAUUAAAAAUGUCACAUUUAUUUUUCUUGAUGACAGUGCUGUACAGCUCUGGUCUCACUUCAGCUCAGAAAAGUUUGUAGGGCUUUUAAAAGCAACGAAAAGACUCGUGCACAAUGAAAAGCCUUUCUGUUCCGCAGAAGCAAGGAACCACCAGCUGGAAGGGCCACGCUCUGUUGGUAGGACUGAGCUUCAUUUCACGUUUGAUCUUCUGGCACUGACGCACAUCUCAGCACACAUGGCUGGCCGUGUACAGGUGACCCCAGGGGUGCAGGAGGUGCCCACAGCUCUGUGCUCAGCUGCAACUCUGUGCAGCUGCCUUGCAAAUGAAGGCUGUCAGCGGGGAGCACGUGAGCCCGACCCUUUUCUACCAUCCAUUUGCCUCACGAUUUCUGAGCGUUCAGAGCAGAUGGAUUAGGAAUGUGAGGAGGCAUGUCCUCGAUGCAUCCUUCCAUAUCCAUUUAUAGACCUGUUGCACAUUACUGAGUCCAGUCCUUUCUGAACCUGUCAUUACUGCAUUUCUCCACAGUGUGCAGCAGCAGCAGGCACUGGUGUUCCCUGUUAGCGGGGUGAAGGAAUGCUUCCUAUUGCCUGCGUUAGAUCAGCCUCCUGCUAAGUUCACUGGGCACACUGUGACAGAAGGCUAGGGGAAUAACAGGCCCGAGUUUGGUUUAUUCCCAGGUUUCCUGACUUUGUAAAUCUUAAUCAGCACAGGAGAGUUUGUAUAACCUGCACACUUGGAGAUUUCACUACUUAUUCUGUAGAUGACCAUGUUGAGUGAAGCUUACUCAGCAGUGCUUCUUAGGGACCCCAUAUUUGAAAGUUCCUGCUUCAGGUUUUGGCGUCAAGUAUUGCAACCAGCCUGUCCAUCCCAAAGAAUCAUUAACCUUACGGAAGAGAAGAAUGCUUAAUACAAAAUGAUUUCCAUUCCUGAGCAAAGAGAUCACCUGAGGAGCACCCGAGGAGCUGCACCCUCUCCUUCCCAUGCUGCGACUGCCCUGUGAGAUGUGUCUGAGUGAUGUGUAGCUCACCUGUGCUCUCCAGGCCCGUGUCCUACAGGUCAGACUAGAUACUCGUUGUUGUCAUCAUCACAGUGCUCUUUAAAUGCUGUUGCUGAAUUUCACAAGCACUUAUGAAGGAGUGCUAUUUCUGCCAGAGACACUGAGCAAGAAGGCCAGUGACUGCGCUGUGCUUGUGGGGUGCAGAAAAGCUGGGUUCUGAGCUCAUGAGCCAUGCUUCAUGCAUGCUUUGUACCCAGCCCUCCCCUUUCAGGCUGCUGUGGACCACUGAGAAUCAGUUCACAGCUGGAAAACAAUGAGAACACCUCAUUAGUGCAGAACAAGGUAGACAGAGCCUGCCCAAACCAGACCUGCAAGGAGAGGUCUGAGUCCCCUGCUCUCAGCACCCACCUUCUGUGGGGUGGUGCUCCAUGUCCUGCUGAGCUGGGCUCCUGGAGCAACUUAGCUCACUUCAGCUUUUGUAAUAGUAUUUCCCCAGUGAUGUACCAAUCCCCUAAAGGAUGUGUAACCCUUCCUGUUCUGGCUGCGGUGUAGUAGAGGAACAGAAACUUGUCUUUUACUGUGAGUACAUGGGCUGUGAAAUAAGGAAAUGCACAUUAGUGCAGCCCAUUCCCUGUUUGUGGGGUAGCCCCACGCCUGCCUUCAGCAGCACACCGUGGCUCACCUGCCAGAGAGCAGCCCUGUGGGUGGUUUUGCCAGCCCUGCUGUGGGUGAAUAGCUUCAGAGACAGCUUCAGUGAACGGAGGGAGGAAGAAGGAAGAAGAGAGCAGACACAGGGCAUACGCCUGAGCUUUGUGGGCACAAAGUCCAGUGCUGCCACUGUGCCCACAGUGCCCUGCCCACAACAGGAGUGGCUGCAGGAUCAAGGCUGGGCAGAUUACAUGGUAUUUGUGGAGGAUGUGCCCUCUGCCAUCCCUACUUGUGCCGUGUGUCCCCUCGGAGCCUUGGCCUUGUUCUUAAGGAUGGCUGUAAGGAUCUUCUUCUGAGCACUGGGAACCGCUGGAGCAAACUUCCCAUGACUAACAAGUGCUGGUCUGGAUUAUGAGCUCAAACAAGAACGCUCGCUUCAAUCGUUUCUCCAGUGGCACACCAAGCAUCACUACUUCAGAAAACACUAACGGGACAAGAAUGGAAACAACUUUUGGGCCGGCAUACUCUGCUGUGACGACUAUCACAAAGGCUGAUGGAACCAAUACUUUUAAGCAGCAUCGUCGGACUCCAUCUUCCUCCAGUACACUCACCUACUCCCCACGAGAUGAGGACGAUGGCAUGCCUCCGAUCAGCACCCCACGCCGCUCUGACUCCGCUAUCUCCGUCCGUUCAUUGCACUCUGAGUCCAACAUGUCCUUGCGCUCGACGUUCUCGCUCCAUGAGGAAGAGGAGGAGCCAGAGCCACUGGUGUUUGCUGAACAGCCGUCCGUGAAGCUGUGCUGCCAACUGUGCUGUAGUGUGUUUAAAGAUCCAGUCAUCACAACCUGUGGGCACACGUUUUGUAGAAGAUGUGCCUUAACAUCUGAGAAGUGCCCUGUGGACAAUGCCAAGCUGACUGUGGUGGUGAACAACAUCGCAGUGGCCGAGCAGAUCGGGGAGCUCUUCAUUCACUGCAAGUAUGGCUGCCGGCCCGCAGCCAGCAGUAAGCCUGCUGCCUUUGAGGUGGACCCCCGCGGAUGCCCGUUUACAAUUAAACUGAGCGUCAGGAAAGAUCAUGAAAGCAGCUGUGAUUACAGGCCAGUUCGUUGCCCCAAUAACCCAAGCUGCCCACCUCUCCUGAAAAUGAACCUGGAGGCACAUCUGAAAGAGUGCGAACACAUCAAGUGUCCCCACUCCAAGUAUGGGUGUACAUUCAUAGGAAAUCAAGACACCUAUGAGACCCACUUGGAGAUGUGCAAGUUUGAGGGUCUGAAGGAGUUUUUGCAGCAGACAGAUGAUCGCUUCCAUGAGAUGCAGGUGGCAAUGGCCCAGAAGGACCAGGAAAUUGCCUUCCUGCGCUCCAUGCUGGGGAAGCUCUCAGAGAAGAUUGACCAGCUGGAGAAGAAUCUGGAACUCAAGUUUGAUGUGCUGGAUGAGAACCAGAGCAAGCUGAGCGAGGACCUGAUGGAGUUCCGCAGGGAUGCCUCCAUGCUGAACGACGAGCUCUCCCACAUUAAUGCUCGACUCAACAUGGGCAUCCUUGGAUCCUAUGAUCCUCAGCAGAUCUUCAAGUGCAAGGGGACCUUUGUGGGGCACCAGGGUCCCGUCUGGUGUCUGUGUGUUUACUCCAUAGGAGAUUUGCUCUUCAGUGGCUCUUCAGACAAAACCAUUAAGGUGUGGGAUACCUGUACCACAUACAAGUGCCAAAAGACCCUGGAAGGUCACGAUGGAAUUGUACUGGCUCUCUGUAUCCAGGGGAACAAGCUAUACAGUGGCUCUGCUGACUGCACCAUUAUUGUCUGGGAUAUCCAAAAUCUGCAGAAAGUGAACACGAUCCGAGCGCAUGACAAUCCUGUUUGCACUUUGGUCUCCUCGCACAACAUGCUGUUCAGCGGCUCCCUCAAAGCCAUCAAGGUAUGGGAUAUUGUGGGUACCGAGCUCAAACUGAAGAAAGAACUAACAGGUCUCAAUCACUGGGUGCGAGCACUGGUGGCUUCUCAGAACUAUCUGUACAGCGGAUCAUACCAAACCAUCAAGAUAUGGGACAUCCGAAACUUGGAGUGUGUGCACGUGCUGCAGACAUCGGGAGGCAGCGUCUACUCCAUUGCUGUUACAAACCACCACAUUGUGUGCGGCACCUACGAGAACCUCAUCCAUGUCUGGGACAUAGAGACCAAGGAACAAGUCCGCACGCUGACUGGUCAUGUGGGUACAGUUUAUGCCCUUGCUGUCAUCUCGACACCAGAUCAAACCAAAGUCUUCAGUGCAUCGUAUGACCGGUCUCUCAGGGUGUGGAGCAUGGACAACAUGAUCUGUACUCAGACGCUGCUGCGGCACCAGGGCAGUGUCACUGCCCUUGCAGUUUCCAGGGGCCGCCUCUUCUCUGGCGCUGUGGACAGCACUGUAAAGGUCUGGACGUGCUAGCGAGAGCCGCCCUAGUUCUGCACACUGAAAGACCAAAAACUCCUCCCUCUGUCGGCCUGCUGGGUGAUGCCACCACUCCGAAGAACUGCUGCAGCUCCUCUCCACACCGAGCACUGCCUGCUGCUGCCCGUCAGCCGCGGUUCUUCCCCUUUCAAGGACCCCGGUGGGCAGCUCUCAGGACAGGUCUGGCCCACGGAUGUUCCAGUUGUUCUCUCGGGUCUGCCACGUGGGAAUGCAGAAGAGCCACAUGGUGCCCUCAGCACAGUGUGCAGGUCCUAGUGGCCAGCCCUGGGACCCAGCGAUUCGGGUGGGCGCAGGUAGGGGCUGGGAGGUGGUCCCAUGUAAAUGGUAGAGCUGAGCAUUAGGCCGUGCCCUGGGUUAGGUCCCCAAGCCCUUUCCGUCUCUAGUAUUUAAUUUUACUGCCAAGAUGUCAGGCUGAUCCAUCUGGGAAGAGGUGUUUUCUUGAGUAGCCAGGUACGAUUUUUACGCCACAGCUAGUUCUCAAAUAACACAAGUCCAUUGUUCACCACCCUGUAAUAAUGGUUUCCACAUUAAAGAGAAAAAGCCUCUGUUGCAUUUUUACUCACAUUUUCUACUGUUUUUAAGAUUGUAAUAUAGAUUUGAUUAUUUCUUCAUUGACAAUAAAAGUGGAAAGAGUU
This is a messenger RNA of Gallus gallus (chicken), 6518 nucleotides long. RefSeq names its product TNF receptor associated factor 7 (gene TRAF7). Gene Ontology annotation, cellular component: nucleolus. Gene Ontology annotation, molecular function: protein binding; zinc ion binding. NCBI's taxonomy places the organism in Eukaryota, Metazoa, Chordata, Aves, Galliformes, Phasianidae. Gene Ontology annotation, biological process: Notch signaling pathway; ribosomal large subunit assembly. Bases 3847 to 5859 code for a protein of 670 amino acids. The record is from RefSeq and is a predicted model, not a curated record. The transcript is spliced from 21 exons.